Molecule: messenger RNA, 2586 nt
Organism: Papilio polytes (common Mormon)
Lineage: Eukaryota; Metazoa; Arthropoda; Insecta; Lepidoptera; Papilionidae
Gene: Akap200
Product: brain acid soluble protein 1-like
Exons: 7
Coding region: 1-1101 (366 amino acids)
Source: RefSeq, a predicted model, not a curated record
AUGCCGGGUCUGGGGAGAGGGCUCAUUUCGUUCGACGAAUUAUCUACCCGGCUGACCUUGAACGAUCCAGUCAAGGUUACCGAUACAGCACUUAACUUGCUUAUAGUGCCUCCUAUUGUAAACCCCGAUGACAAUGAGAUCGGGUUGACUGGCUCCACUCUAAAACCAUCAUGUGGUGGGGGAACGAAAAAGGACGCCGACGCCCUCAAGCCCCAACUCAACGGGGACGCGCACAUACAUGAGCCAUCAGACAAAGAGAAACAGUUAGACAUCGGCACACCUGAAAAUGAAAAGGAUGCCACGACGGAGAAGGAGAACAAAGAGGUAGAAGAGGCAAAAGAAAAGGAGACUCCGGCAGUCACCAACGGGGACAGUGAGCAGAAAGAAGAAAAUGGAGACGCGGCCGCUACCCCAGAAGAAGCAAAGAAACCCAAAAAGGAAAAGGUCAAGAAGAAAUGGUCGCUCAGGUCGAUCAGUUUCAGCAGAAAAGAUAAACCUAAGCAAGAAAAGAAAGCUAAGGACGACGAGGCCAAAACACCGAACGGCGAGACAGAGAAACUGCCCGAAGAGGCUGCAGAAUCAGUUCCUGAGAAUGCAGUAAAUGAAGUAGCAGAGGAGGCCAAAUCAGACUCUGAAACUAAGGACGAAAAAACUCCAGAAACUCCGGUCACCGAACCCAUUACAAACGGAAGCAAUACACCCGAAUCCCCAAAAACAGAAUCCUCCCCUACCGAUGAACCCAUCCCCGAAACUCCGGAGGACAACGACAGGCCUGAACCGAAAGCCGCUUCGCCCGAACCUAAAGCAACUACGCCUGAGCCGAAAGCCGCCUCGCCCGAACCAGAGAAGUUGCCUGUGAACGGACUCUCCUUAGAAGAACCCAAAGUUGAGGCUCCCGAGGUACCGAAAUGUGAGGAUAGUAGCGUUGAGAAAGCUACGACAGAGACAUCGGAAUCGGUUCCGGCCCCAGUAAUUCCUGUUACAAAACAGGACGUGCUGCCCAUGUCAGACAAGUUGGCGGAUUUGAUUCCUGAAAUUCCUGUUGUGCCGGAACUGAAAACUGAACUGGAGAGCGCGAGCGACGUGGCGGUGGCCAACUAGAAGCGGCGCCGCGGCCGCGCCUUACUUUAGCCCUUAAUUUAUUUCCCGUCAGCUGGUGCGCUAUCGAACUAAGUUCGAUGAGUCAAUAUCGGAGAAGCGGAUUUCGGUUUCGAACGUGACCUUUCUCAUAGAAUGAUUAUAGUUUAAGUUUAGAGUGCUUUGCUUAAGAUUUUAUACAUUUUUAAUUCGCUAGGACGGAGUUUUCAUAUUAUAUUACAAUAACAAAGUUAUGUAGGCAGUAUACGGUGCGAUUGAUCAGUUGGUGCCAUUGUUACAGGGGUAGUAGUCACGUCGCCCCCCACCCCCACCCCGCGCCCCCACUCGCGCACUCUACGGCACGAGAUGCAAGUACUUUUGCACAAAAGUCGUCGUCAUCUUCACCCGCGACCGCCAAAUCUCAUAAAAUACCCCUCGAAUACGAUUAUUUUUAUAGGUUUUUAGUACUUGAGACAUAUUAUGUAUAUAUGAAUUAUUGUACUUCCCGGGGCUUUCAAUAUUCUGUGUCGAUAUGAAUUUAAAAUUACUUUGUAUAUUGUUGAGAAUGUGCGAAAAUUUACAUUUAGUUUGUCGACUUGAAUACAUCCGCUAUUUGUAUGUUUAAGUUGUAUAAAUUUAGUUGGAGCUCUCUUUAAUGCGAUUAUAUGAAAUUUAGUGAUGUAUUGGUGACGCGCUCCUGUCUACACUCAAAAUUAUAAUAAGGCAACUACGUAAUGUAUUGUAAGCUAUGACGUCGUCGUGUCCGCAGUCGGCCGGCGGACUUGCAGUGGCCAACGUUUUUUGAUUAUCCUAUACAUUUUUAUGCAUAUACAUACAAUUAAUUAUAUGAUAAUAUUUAGAGUUGUAGAGUUUGUAACGAGUUAGCGACCACAUACCUACAUAAGAUUUGAUAUUAUUAUACAAUUGUGUCAUUUUUCUAUAAUCUGCGUCCAAUUUAUUACAUGUAUGAUUUCAUAAUCAUUUUUGUAAUUUUAUACAAUUUUUUAAUGAAAUUUGAAGUGACAUCAGCAUUAACGGGAUUAAGCUCCCGAAUAUAUUAGCAGUUAAUGUGAGUGAGACAUUCCAUAUCAAAGACUAAAUUCCUCGUUCCAUGAUCCCACCUUUUUGUAUAUUAAUCAUUUUCUGUGUGUAUUGUCUCUUUUUUCUUCUUAUUUACAAGAUAAUGAAAAUUGUAUGUGAAAUUAUAAUGUUCUUACUUGUCUAUAUUGAAAUAACUCGAGUAAGCUGAAACUUAACGUGCUUCGAACGUUAAUUAGUAUCGCAGUUUGCGUGUAAAAUUGUUAGUUACUAAUUUUGGCUCUUUUCAAGUAGUAAAAUGAUAACUGCAGCCAAUGCGCUAUGGUUAGGUCGAAAUGACAUUCGUAUAUUAAUUCAACUCUAUAGGUGUUCGAAUGGUCAAAAUGGAGUGAAUAUUUAAUGAUAAAAUUACAACCGUGCGUCGUCUUAAUAUGUAAUUUUAAUAUAUGUAAGGAAUUAUUGUACAUUUAU